AUGAAGAAGUCGAAUGGAAUUGGAGGGAAUAAUACACCUGUAUCAUCUACUAGAGAAGUUGAACAUGAAUUAGGCCAAAUAUUACAGUCAGCAUCUUCAUCUCCACCUCAUGAUGAAAUAAAUACUAAUACAAAUAAUCCUAAUGUGAAAAAUCCUGAACAAAAUAUUAGUCAUGCUGGCUCUAUCAAAAUAUUAUCUCUUCAAUUAGCACCAUCACCUUAUAAGGCCACAGAUGAAGCACAAAAUAAUUUUUCAGAAAUGAAUCAGAGCCAAGUUAUUUUUAACUGCAAAGUAGUUGUCACUGGUAUUAUAUUCUUGUCUCAAAAUAACAGUAAUAUUAGUAUGUAUGAUGUGGAAGAUAGUCAAAUAUUUCCUAAUAUGAAAUUAAUAAAUGAAAAGAUUAGAUAA
Ambispora leptoticha is the source of this 408-nucleotide messenger RNA. NCBI's taxonomy places the organism in Eukaryota, Fungi, Glomeromycota, Glomeromycetes, Archaeosporales, Ambisporaceae. The record is from the annotation of a GenBank genome assembly.